AAAAAAAAAGAUCCAAGUCCCUUCUAAUUUUGCACUGGUCUUGUAAUUAUAUAAUCUGGAGGUUCUGAUAUCUUUUUUUUUAUUUACAAUCCAUGAUGGGUCGCAGAUCAUUGGUUGGUGUCGGAGCUCUGAUUCUGAUUCUCUUAACAACGUUUCCAUCGUCUAGAGCUUUGGUUUCGUCUCCUGAAGCUAACCAUCAUUACCCUAAAGCCAUCUCGGAUUUGAAGGAAGCAAUUGUGAAGGGACUUGGGUUCCAAUCAGAAGAAGUCAAGAUCUCUGGGUUUGAUGUGAGGGAUGCAUUGGUAGGACAUGCUGUUUCUUAUAAGUUUGAUCUUGAGAUUGAUAAGAAAGUUCUUCCCAUCAAGCUUCUUGAAGAUGUGAAUCGAUGGGAGUAUGUUGACCUCCCUAUUUUCCAAGUGGAACAGCCUAAUGGUUUGGUUCCUAUGAGGAACAAGAAGAAGUCUGGUGAUGUUUCGCCUGUUUUAGCUCCGUUUCAGCUUGCUGGCCCCAUGGAACUGUGGAUCCAAGAUGCUAACGAUAUGCGUCUUUCACUGCCUUAUGAUGUUGAUGCUGGUGUUUUGAAGAAAGUGAUAUUAGGAGAUGGUGCUGUUGUUACUGUCAAAGGAGCUAGAUCAGUUAGUCUGCGCCACCCUAUUGAUUUGCCACUUCCAUUAAACCAAAGCUCCAGCGAGUUUGCCUCUGGUCUUCUCUCAUUAGCUGAGCAGCUUCGACGUGGUGCUUCAUCAACUGAUCAAGAAACCCCACUUCUCUCUCUCCGCAUUGUUGGUCCUACUUCCCUUGCAUCGACCUCGCAGUCUCCUGAGAGCAAACUCAAGCUUAAGCGCCUUGCGCCUGGACUUGUGGAACUAUCCUCCAUGUCUAAAGACAAAGGUAGUAGUAGUAGUAGUGUCACAACAAUUGACGGUGUUACUACAACUGUCCUCACGCCAAGGGAGUUCACAACCAUGUGGCCAAUCACUUCAAUCAACGGCUCCAACGCUAACUUACUCGGCUUUGAGAAGCUGUUGACCUCUGUUUUAGGUCCCAAAGCUCAGGAAGAAGGUUCUUUUAAGGUGUUGAAAGCAGAUGUUGCAGCUCAAACGUUUAUGAAGAUUGGUUUUGGUGUAGAGAGGAAGCUGAGGGAAGGUGAUCUUGAAGGAUUAAACUUUCCAGAGUGGAGAACAAAACCCAAAACAAUGAGAAUGCAUUUUGAGGUUCUUGCUAAGGUUGAUGGUGACAAGGUUGUGCCAGAGAACGUAAUGAGGGUUGAUCCUAUACCGUUGGAGGAUACGGUUGCGCAGAAUGUGAUUACCGGGAAUGUAACCAUGUCGAAACUUCUAAUCGUUCAGCCUCCUCCAAGCCCUUUCACCUUGUAAAUCAUGUGGGCAUAGUUGAUGUUUUAUGAGAAAAUUUAAUGACUUGGCAUACACGUCUUUGUUUUCCUUAAUUUACUAACCGUAACUGCAGAAGAAGUGUAUGUUAUAUACUUCACUGCUACUUGUAAUUACUACUCUUUUUGGUUUAAAUAUACACGAUAUUAUGAUAAUGGCUUCGUUA
Messenger RNA from Brassica oleracea var. oleracea, 1557 nucleotides. RefSeq lists its product as uncharacterized. Lineage: Eukaryota; Viridiplantae; Streptophyta; Magnoliopsida; Brassicales; Brassicaceae. The record is from RefSeq and is a predicted model, not a curated record. The coding region runs from base 93 to 1376 and encodes 427 amino acids. The transcript is spliced from 3 exons.